AUGACGGAGCGCAACUUGUGGGGAUUCUUCGAUGGGUCGGCAUCGAAGCCCACGUCGGACGCUUCAACCGCGGAGAAGGAAGCGUGGGUGCGCAAGGACAAAAAGGGGUUUGCCUUUCUUGUCUCCAAGCUAAGCCUCCAACUCGUCCCGAUCGUGAGCCCUUGCAUCGACCGUGACGGCGCGACUCGUGAAGCGUGGAAGCGACUCGAAGGAGAGCACGUCUCCAAGUCGCUUCAUAGCAAGCUUCAAGCGCGCCUCGACUUCUUCACGGUGCGGAUGAAGGACGGCGAGUCAAUGUGCGCGUACGUUAACCGCGUGGAGGAGCUUGGCGAGCGCUUGGUGGAACUCGACGCGAGCGUGGAGGACAACGAUUGGAUCAUGACGCUCCUCGCGGGCCUCGGUGAAGCAUGGUCAACGGUGAUCACGGUGUUGGAUGGGACGCAAGAUACAUGGAAGAAGGAGCAAGUGGUGGCACGCCUCAUCAACGAAGAGGCGAGGCGCGCGAAGUUGCAUGGCGAUGCAAUCGGCGCGGCACACUUCUCCCGCGAUGCGAAGGCGAAAGGGUCGGGUCACUUCAAGCGGCGCAACGACGGCAACAACCGCGGGAGUUCGAACGGGAGCGCGGCGGCCUCAAGCUCAUCACGAGGAGGAUCGGCCAACGCCAAUCGAGCUCGGGCGCGAGAGGGAGCUUGUCGGUUUUGCAAGAAGACGGGACAUUGGUGGCGCGAUUGUCCCGUUAAACCGGCGAAUUGGAGGCCGUCUUCAAGUGACGACAACCGGCGCGCGCAUGUGGCGACAUGCGACAACGACGACCGGGAGUUCGUCUUCGUCGCAAGUGGAACGACCGUCGGUGGUGUUGACGCGUGGGUACUCGAUACGGGUGCUACUCAACACAUGACGGCGAGCGCGACGCUUCUCAACAACGUGACAACGGUGGCUCCCGUUAAGCGCGUGAUGUUCGGCAACCGUGACACCUUGGAUGUCACGGGACAAGGCGACUUGCGGCUCAUGGUGGAUGGCGGUCCACUCACCAUCAAGAACGUCUUGGUGGUUCCCGGGCUCGGCGCCAACCUCCUAUCCGUUUCCCAAUUUACACGCAAGGGGAUGCGUGUGAAUAUUGAAGGGAGCACGAUGGUGUUGAGCACGGCGGACGGCGUACACAUUGGCACGGCGGUUACGUUGGCAACAUGGAUUCGCAACCGGUGCGUGACCAAGGCGUUGCCGAACACGACGCCUCUUGAGGCUUGGAGCGGUACGAAGCCGGACGUCACCGACCUUCGCACGUUUGGGUGUACGUGCUACUACCAUGUCCCGGAUGCCACACGGACCAAGCUUGAGGCGAAGGCGCGGGUGGCGAUGUACUUGGGUCCAAGCGCGGAUCACAAGGCGUGGCGUGUGUGGGACUUGGAGCACGGGAAGCUCGUAGUGUCACGCGACGUGGUGUUCUACGAAGACACCUUCCCGUCCAAGUCGAUGCACGUGCCCUCGGUCAUCAUUGACCCUCCCUCCUUGGAUGCCGCGGAUGAGGCGGAUGUUGCUCCUACGGCUUCUCCUCCUCGUACGAGUGAGGGGGAGAAUGGAUCGGGUGCGGUUGGAGUGAGUGCGGAUGAAGAACAUGCCAAGGAAAGUGACCCUUCAUCUCCUCCUCCCAAAAUCACUCCCACCCUCGCAUCCACUCGCACUCGGAGGACUCCUCGUCCCAACUUCAAGUUGGAUGGCUACUCUCUUGUGGCGGGGGAUGAUGAGGGAGGGGGAGAUGCCAUGUGUCUUGAGGCAUACACCGACACACCGUCCACCUACCAAGGCGCCAUGAGCUCGGCGGAAGCGGCGGAAUGGGAACGUGCGCUUCAAGAGGAGUACGAUUCGCUCAUGGCGAACGACGUCUACGAGCUCGUCCCCAUGCCCCCGGGCGCCUACCUCGUUGGCUCUCGUUGGACCCUUGUAGCGGACGUGAAGACGAAGCUUGCCGCCGAAUUCUCCAUGCGUGACCUCGGCGCCGUCUCCCACUACCUAGGGAUGCACAUUGAUCGCGAUCGAGGGAACAAGACCCUCGCUCUCCACCAACAUAAGUACUUGGAGAGUGUGGUGGAUCGCUUCGGCAUGAUCGAGAGCAAGCCUACACCGACACCUAUGGAAGCGGUGUUUCAUCCCUUGGCGGUGAGCGAUGAAAAACCGAUGGAUCCCGAGAGCGCCAAGACCUUCCACUCGGUUGUUGGGUCAUGCAUGUAUGCUGCGGUGAGCACGCGACCCGCCCUCUCCUUUCCCGUUGGAGUGCUUGGACGUGUCGUCUCCAACCCCAUGGUCGAGCAUGCUACACGGAUGCGGAUUGGGCGGGAGAUCCUUCAACCCGCCAAAGCACUUCGGGCUACAUCUUCACCCUCGUGGGAGGUGCAAUAA
Molecule: messenger RNA, 2397 nt
Organism: Closterium sp. NIES-65
Lineage: Eukaryota; Viridiplantae; Streptophyta; Zygnematophyceae; Desmidiales; Closteriaceae
Source: the annotation of a GenBank genome assembly